Molecule: messenger RNA, 1161 nt
Organism: Aspergillus bombycis
Lineage: Eukaryota; Fungi; Ascomycota; Eurotiomycetes; Eurotiales; Aspergillaceae
Product: aflO/ omtB/ dmtA/ O-methyltransferase B
Exons: 4
Coding region: 1-1161 (386 amino acids)
Molecular function (GO): O-methyltransferase activity
Source: RefSeq, a predicted model, not a curated record
AUGACUGGCCUUGACAUGGAAGCCAUCUUCGCGAAAAUUAAAGAGGAGUAUGCCAGGACAGACGAUGUGGGCAGACGGCAGAUACAGGGCCAUAUCCGUGAACUUCAGGUCGGCUUUUACUCGGACUGGGAUGUGGUCAUGCGAUUGAGCAGUGGACCCCUACAAGUCGCUCUCGCGAAGGUCGCCAUUGAUCUGGGCAUCUUCCGCAGCCUCAAGAAGAGCGAGACACCGAUUACGCUCGCGGAAUUUGUCAAGAAGACAGGCGCUUCUCCUAGACUCCUUGGUCGCAUACUACGGACCCAGGCCGCUUUUGGCCUGAUCAAGGAGACCGGCCCCCAAGAGUAUACCUCAAGUGCAUUUACUGAUGUGUUCGCGAACCCGGAUGCCGCAGGUGCGGUGGUGCAGCUAUUCGAUAUCUCGGGGCCUUGCACCCAGAUAUUGCCUGACUUCCUGGCCGAGAGAGAGUACCGAGAUAUCACCUCUAACAAGGACUGCGUCUUCCAAAAGGCCUUCGGCAGUGACCUGACCAUGUUUGAAUGGAUGCCACAGCACCCCAAGCACAUGGAAUCACUGGGUCAUUUAAUGGCUCUGGAGCGUCCCGUUUCCUGGGUCGACCACUUUCCUGUUCUCGAGGAGCUGGGUGAUUUCCCGGGUCCCAACAAGGUAUUAAUGGUUGAUGUUGGUGGAGGCUUUGGCCAGCAAUCAAAAGCCCUGCGUGGAAAAUUUCCCAACCUUUCUGGUCGCGUUAUCGUCCAGGAUAUUCCUCAAACUCUGGCCAACGCGCAGCCAGCGCCCGGGGUCGAGUUCAUGGAGCAUAACUUCUUCGAGCCACAGCCUAUUCAGAAUGCCAAGUUCUACUAUUUGCGUCAUGUCUUCCAUGAUUGGCCAGAUGAACAAUGCGUUCUCAUCCUGAAGCAGAUCAUUCACGCGAUGGGACCGGAGUCGCAGAUUUUGAUUGACGAGAUGGUGAUCCCCAGCACCGGGGUGCCUUGGCAAGCUGCAUUUACAGACCUGCUUAUGAUGAAUUCGCUCGGCGGAGUGGAGCGCACACGCGCCGAAUGGGACAGUUUGAUAGAGCAGGCGGGUCUGGAAAUUAUCCAGUCCAAGGUUUACGACAGUAAAGGGCAGGCCAUCCUGGCUGCUGUACCUAAAAGGACCUAG